Messenger RNA from Guillardia theta CCMP2712, 1962 nucleotides. RefSeq lists its product as hypothetical. Gene Ontology annotation, molecular function: protein binding. The transcript has 26 exons. The coding region runs from base 1 to 1962 and encodes 653 amino acids. The record is from RefSeq and is a predicted model, not a curated record. Lineage: Eukaryota; Cryptophyceae; Pyrenomonadales; Geminigeraceae.
AUGGUGGCCAAUCACAUCCUCCAGGUGGUGGUCAUGCAGGGGCAUGGAAUGCAGGCGGUGAAUGGAGGUGUCGCCGACGUUCAGUGCGAGCUAAGGGCGAUAUGUCACGAUGAGGAGCUUGCGUUCGAGAAGACUUCAAUAUCCAAUCAAACGAGAGACCCGGUGUGGGAGCAGCAAUUUGGUUUCACAAUCCCGGACCCGAACGACGCCCAGCUCGAAAUCACCCUGUGGGACACAAGUUGCGAAGAAAACGAUGAUGAAUCAGCCUUUCUGGGCGAGGUAGUCCUCAAUGUCUCCAAGCUGGUCGCAUACGAGGGUCAGCUCAUAGAGCAGCAGUUUGAAGUGAAGCAGGGCCCCGAGUCAAAACUCAGCAGCAAGGAACCGGCAAGACUCACGUUGCGUUUGCUGCUGGGCAUCGACGAUGGCAAUUUGAGCCCGAGCCUCACCAGAUCUGGAGGAAGAACUCCCAUGUCCGAUCCUGUGGCAAGCCAGACCAACAAGGCUCCAGGGAUCCAGGACUCCUCCUCCAGCAAACUGACGAGGACGGAAGGGCUGGGUAGCGCCAACGGCAUCCCUCUGAAACUCGACACUGCCAUGAGGACUCCUAAUGUUCCCAGGUCCUCAGAUGCUAAAGUUCACAUCCGGAUCGUUCGAGGACACAUCCCCCCGCAGUACAGGCAGUCAGGCGAAGUGUAUGCCAUCGCUUACCUCGAGGCUCCUCGACAGAAGCUGCAGAAAGCGAGGACUCGCCUGCUCCUUGGCUCCAACGAGUUGGAGUUCAACGAGGCCUUCACCUUCGGCAUCGAUCACUUCAUCCUGCCUAAGGCGUGCGCCCGUGUCUCACUCGAGCACGCUGAUGCAAAACUGAUGGACGAUAGCAUUGGGGAGUCCAUCAAUGUUCCACUGGAUUUCAUCACUACAAAGGGCUCUGUGACCGGAUGGUUCGACCUGUCCAACGAAGAGUCUCACCUCUCCCAGCUCCUGGGCCCCAAGGAUUCGCUCAGGAAGAACACGGUGUAUCCCCAGCUUUACCUCGAGGCCUCCGUCGAGCUUCCUCCGGGGGUCGCGCUCUCCGAGGCUGCGCCGGUGGAGAAGGAAUUCUCCGAGUUCAUGAACUUCAACCAGUUCGAGGGCAACGUCGGCAUCCUGUGGACCACUCGAGCGUACGGAGCUCCCGAUGCCUACAACGCUGUCGUGCUCGACCUCGUCCCCGGGAGCCCCGCGUCGAAGAAUGGGCUGCUGCGAGCUGGGGACGUCCUGCUGGACGUUGACGGGAGGGACAUGGCGGGGAAGUCCAAGGAGGAAGUCGAGAAGCUCAUGAUCGGCCCCGCAAACACGCCCAUCACGAUGAUCUUCUCUCGCCCAGCUCCUAACCAGAGCAAGUCAGGCCCUCCAGCAGAGCAGGUCGUGGUGACCUUGCUGAGGUCCAAGGGGCCUGCUCAGCCCAGGGGAGCGGACCAGCCUCGUCCUGCCGAGCCCAGGAGCAUGCAACAUGAUGCUGCUCCUACAACGGUGAGGGCUGAGGCUCAGGGGCUAGCGACUAGGACGCAGCCGAGGAAGGCAGCAGAUGCCUUCCCAGAGCGCUCCCAUCCUCCCUUGGACGCUCCUGGCAUGUUCGAUCCCCGAGGAGGGGACGGUUACGUCCAGGCCUCCAGCAGGAGCGCCAGGAACUUCCGGCGGUCGGACAUCGUCACGCCCAUGGACGAGUUCAGCGACAUCUCCUUCCUCUGGGGGGAGCCCGUCAACGACCCCAGGUCAACAGAGCUCGACAGCUGGAAGACGAAGGCCCUGUACGGGCCCGGCAUACAGGACCUUCAGUUCAUUAGCGCCCCGCGGCAGCCGGAGAGGCCGAGGGCGAUGCUGCCGCGGGAGCAACCGGUCAUGCGUGACGGAGAGAACUUCCUUCCCUUCCGGGACUCCAUCGUCUCCAAGAAGAAGACGUCUUUUGAUCCCUGGUCAUGA